This is a messenger RNA of Lycium barbarum (goji berry), 589 nucleotides long. RefSeq lists its product as uncharacterized. Gene Ontology annotation, cellular component: endoplasmic reticulum; endoplasmic reticulum membrane. The coding region runs from base 45 to 440 and encodes 131 amino acids. Gene Ontology annotation, biological process: intracellular protein transport; endoplasmic reticulum to Golgi vesicle-mediated transport. The transcript has a single exon. Lineage: Eukaryota; Viridiplantae; Streptophyta; Magnoliopsida; Solanales; Solanaceae. The record is from RefSeq and is a predicted model, not a curated record.
GAAACUUGCCACUUUCCAAUUGUUCACUUUCCUCUUUUACCUCAAUGGCUUUGGAAUGGGUUGUUCUUGGCUACGCCGCGGGUGCAGAAGCAAUCAUGCUCCUUCUCUUAACACUCCCGGGUCUUGACCCGCUUCGUAAAGGUCUAAUAACCGUGACCCGAAAUCUACUCAAACCAUUUCUCUCAAUCAUACCCUUUUGUCUUUUCCUCUUAAUGGAUAUCUACUGGAAAUACGAAACCCGACCCGCAUGUGAAUUACCCGAAUCUUGUUCCCCAUCCGAACACUUACGUCAUCAGAAAUCAAUCAUGAAGUCUCAACGCAACGCGCUUUUGAUCGCGUGUGCGAUUGUGUUUUAUUGGUUGUUGUAUUCUGUUACGGGACUUGUUGUGAAAGUUGAGAUGCUUAAUAAGCGCGUGGAGAAAUUGAAGGCUCAAGAUUGAUCGUGUCGGUUUUGUUUUUUCGGGUCGGAUAAGGUUUAAUUUUUUAUGGUGUUGUUUAAUUUGGAUCAUUUACUGUUUUAUUGUGUUAGUAAUUGUAUUAGAGAUGUUAUUAUAAGACUUGAAAAAGCUGAUAAAGGGUUGUUUUAUUA